CAUCAGCACAACGGGCACACCUCUCAAGGUCGCCACACGCCUCUCUCUCCCACUUUCGCAGGGCGUUGAUCAUAGCAGAAGAAGCCAUAAGCGGACGGACCGUUACUCCUCCAUUACUCGAUUGUUUGGGAGCUCCAGUUUUGUUUCUCUGCGAGAUCCUUAUCUUCUUGCUCGUUUUGAUGUGCCAAUCGUCAUGUAUAUAACUGCUUCAUCGUUAUCUUCUUCUUUGCUCAGAGCUUCUAGGGCUCACUUCUCCUCUUCUCUCUCUAGAGUUUCUCUCUCGAGAGCAAUCUCUUCCAAUCCUCUCUCCUCUUCCUCCCUCGCGUGCCGUUCUCUUCGCUUUUCGUCUUCUGCAUUUCGAUCUCUUCGGUCUGUCAAUUUCAGGCCUCCGAUGAGUCUACGGGCUCAGAUCGGUGCGGCGGUUCCGGUGGUUGAGCAGUUCCAGCGGAGGAUCGCUACGAUGGCUCCAGAAAAUGCAUUUAAAGGAAUCUUGACUGGUCUUCCCAAGGCUAGCGGAGGGGAGUUCGGAAAGUACUAUAGCCUGCCUGCUCUAAAUGACCCAAGAGUUGAUAAGUUGCCAUAUUCCAUAAGGAUCCUUCUGGAAUCUGCAAUUCGUAAUUGCGACAACUUCCAAGUCACUAAGGAAGAUGUUGAGAAGAUCAUCGACUGGGAAAAUACUUCUCCAAAGCAAGUUGAAAUUCCCUUCAAGCCUGCUCGUGUUAUCUUGCAGGAUUUUACAGGUGUACCAGCUGUCGUUGACCUUGCUUGUAUGCGAGAUGCAAUGAACAAGCUUGGCAGUGAUUCUAACAAGAUCAAUCCUCUGGUUCCUGUUGAUCUUGUUGUUGAUCAUUCAGUUCAAGUUGAUGUAGCAAGGUCAGAAAAUGCAGUGCAGGCAAAUAUGGAGCUUGAAUUCCAGAGAAACAAGGAGAGAUUUGCUUUUCUUAAAUGGGGAUCUACUGCUUUCCAUAACAUGCUUGUUGUUCCCCCUGGUUCUGGGAUUGUGCAUCAGGUUAAUCUGGAAUAUCUUGGACGAGUUGUUUUCAAUGCAGAUGGCUUGCUCUACCCUGAUAGUGUGGUCGGGACUGAUUCCCAUACAACUAUGAUUGAUGGGUUAGGAGUUGCUGGCUGGGGAGUUGGAGGUAUUGAAGCGGAGGCAGCAAUGCUUGGCCAGCCCAUGAGCAUGGUGUUACCUGGUGUUGUUGGUUUCAAAUUAACUGGAAAAUUGCGCAAUGGUGUCACAGCUACCGACUUGGUCUUAACUGUGACACAGAUGCUGAGGAAGCAUGGUGUUGUUGGCAAAUUUGUUGAGUUCUAUGGGGAUGGUAUGGCAGAACUAUCAUUAGCAGACAGGGCCACUAUUGCCAAUAUGUCUCCUGAAUAUGGUGCAACAAUGGGCUUCUUUCCUGUAGAUCGUGUCACUUUACAAUAUCUCAAAUUAACUGGAAGAAGUGAUGAGACUGUGGCAUUGAUAGAAGCAUAUCUGCGUGCAAAUAAAAUGUUCGUUGACCAUAAUGAGCCUCAACAAGAAAGAGCAUACUCGUCUUAUCUGGAAUUGGACCUUGUGAAUGUUGAACCUUGUGUCUCAGGACCAAAGAGGCCUCAUGAUCGGGUUACUUUGAAAGAAAUGAAAGUAGAUUGGCAUUCUUGUCUUGACAACAAAGUUGGAUUUAAAGGCUUUGCUGUACCAAAGGAGGCACAGGACAAAGUGGCCAAAUUUUCUUUCCAUGGGCAACCUGCAGAGCUCAAGCAUGGAAGUGUUGUGAUUGCUGCUAUCACAAGCUGUACAAAUACAUCAAACCCAAGUGUCAUGCUUGGGGCUGCUCUUGUUGCAAAAAAGGCUUGUGAACUCGGUUUAGAGGUUAAACCAUGGAUAAAAACAAGUCUUGCCCCAGGCUCGGGAGUUGUUACAAAAUAUUUACUCCAGAGUGGGCUGCAAAAGUACUUAAAUCAGCAGGGCUUCCAUAUUGUUGGUUAUGGCUGCACAACAUGUAUUGGAAAUUCAGGGGAAAUAGAUGAAUCAGUUGCUUCUGCGAUUACAGAAAAUGACAUUGUUGCAGCAGCCGUGCUCUCUGGGAACCGAAAUUUUGAGGGUCGUGUUCAUCCCUUGACAAGAGCUAACUACCUUGCUUCGCCUCCAUUGGUGGUUGCAUACGCCCUUGCUGGCACGGUUGACAUUGACUUUGAGAAGGAGCCCAUUGGAACAGGGAAGGAUGGUAAGAGUGUAUACUUCAAGGAUAUCUGGCCAUCUACAGAAGAAAUUGCAGAGGUUGUUCAAUCCAGUGUGUUGCCUAAUAUGUUCAAAAGUACAUAUGAAGCUAUCACCAAAGGCAAUUCAAUGUGGAAUGACUUAUCAGUUCCAGCUAACACCCUAUACUCAUGGGAUGCCAAAUCAACCUACAUUCAUGAACCCCCAUAUUUCAAGAACAUGACCAUGGAUCCUCCUGGAGCCCAUGGAGUGAAGGAUGCUUACUGCUUGCUGAACUUUGGUGACAGUAUUACAACAGAUCACAUUUCACCUGCUGGAAGCAUCCAUAAAGACAGUCCUGCUGCAAAGUAUCUCCUUGAGCGUGGGGUUGAUCGCAAGGACUUCAACUCUUAUGGCAGCCGUCGUGGCAAUGAUGAAGUGAUGGCAAGGGGAACCUUUGCCAAUAUCCGCCUUGUUAACAAGCUCUUGAAUGGGGAAGUGGGCCCAAAGACCAUUCAUGUUCCUACAGGAGAGAAACUCUCUGUGUUUGAUGCAGCAAUGAAAUACAAGACUGCUAAUCAGGGCACCAUUAUCUUGGCUGGAGCUGAAUAUGGAAGUGGAAGCUCCCGAGAUUGGGCUGCCAAGGGUCCCAUGCUAUUGGGAGUCAAAGCAGUGAUUGCCAAAAGCUUUGAGAGGAUUCAUCGCAGUAACUUGGUGGGAAUGGGCAUUAUUCCACUCUGUUUCAAGCCUGGUGAGGAUGCUGACACACUAGGAUUGACUGGUCAUGAACGAUAUACCAUUGACCUCCCAAGUAACAUUGAUGAGAUAAGGCCUGGCCAAGAUAUUACAGUCACGACCAACACAGGAAAAUCUUUCAUCUGCACUGCCCGCUUUGACACUGAGGUGGAGUUGGCUUAUUUCAACCAUGGAGGCAUUCUCCCAUACGUAAUUCGGAAUUUGAUUAAACAGUAAACGAUUUCAUUCUUGCUCAGCAGUUUCAAUCCAUUGAGCCCAGCUCUUGAAAUUGUAUAAUGCGAGAUGGGAAUGAAGUCUGAAUAAUGGGGAAAAGAAAUUUCUUUUGCCGGAUGGAGGUGGUUUUUUUCUUUAUUUGAGGUGUGCAGGCAGGCAUGCUUCAAAAGGAGGGAAUUAUUUUUCCUCGCAUGCUUGGUUUUUGUCAACGAAAAAAGAACGAACUACUGGUAAUAAAAUUCAUGUCCUAUUGA
Messenger RNA from Vitis vinifera (wine grape), 3408 nucleotides. RefSeq names its product aconitate hydratase, cytoplasmic. Gene Ontology annotation, cellular component: cytosol; mitochondrion. NCBI's taxonomy places the organism in Eukaryota, Viridiplantae, Streptophyta, Magnoliopsida, Vitales, Vitaceae. Gene Ontology annotation, molecular function: aconitate hydratase activity; 4 iron, 4 sulfur cluster binding. The coding region runs from base 194 to 3157 and encodes 987 amino acids. The transcript is spliced from 20 exons. The record is from RefSeq and is a predicted model, not a curated record. Gene Ontology annotation, biological process: tricarboxylic acid cycle; citrate metabolic process.